CAAAUCAUUAGAAUUAACACAUCUAUGAGGCACAUCAGUCACCUGCAGACUUCACAGAAGUUUCCGUCGGGGCUCGAAGUGUUGUGCACUCUUAUUUAGGACUCUUGUGUGGGUUGUUAAACAAACCUCAUUUUCUCUACAAAGAAUGUUGUUUUCUAGUGAUGAAGAGAAAUGUUAUAUUACUAUGAUUGAAAAAAGAACUUCCAAAUAUGAGGAAAAGGAUCAUUUUUCGGACAUCGUUCUGCUGGUAGAAAACAAAAAGCUUCACGUCAAUAAAACUCUGCUAAUGAUGCAUUCACCUGUGUUCAUGACCAUGUUCACAGCCAGGUUCAUUGAAAAGGAUUUAUCAGAGAUUCCACUUCCAGGAAAGAAAGUGAAUUUAAUGGUGGAGCUAUUGGACCAAAUCCAUCCCGGGUACACUAAUGAAAAAUUUCACGCUGAAACUCUACGUGAACUUCUUCAACUCGCCGAUGAGUAUGGUGUGCAGCAGGUCUUUCACAACUGCCGAGCAUACUUCGACAGACGCAUAAAUUGCAAGCAUCAAGCCAUGAAGAUUGAUGAAAUUUUACUCUUCCUUGGGAUAGUAGAAGAGUGGAGCAACGAAUACGAUCAACUAAGUUCGUUUAGAUCGACUCUAAUUGAAAGGGCAAGUAAAGUAGGAACGUGUCAUUUGAAAAAAAGCAAAUAUUUUUCUUCUGUAUCUACUACAGCGCAAAGAGACAUUUUCAUGUGUCGUCUUGAGACAGCCGAAAGGAAAUAUAAACUAAAGAUCUAGAGUUAAACAAUUGACUAGUAUGAUUGAAACUACUGAUGGCUUUUCAUUGUAAUCCUUUGUGAUGAGCCUUUGUGUCAGACACAUCUUAUAAACACCCACAUAAGAUUUUCUGUGAAACAUUUAGGACGAUUCAGAGUUCUGUGAGUCCAUCUGAGGAUUCAUUACGAUUACUUUUGUAACAAGAGCAUAAAAUGUAUCGAUAGAUCAUUACUAAUAUUCAUCAA
Messenger RNA from Pomacea canaliculata, 999 nucleotides. RefSeq lists its product as uncharacterized. Lineage: Eukaryota; Metazoa; Mollusca; Gastropoda; Architaenioglossa; Ampullariidae. Gene Ontology annotation, molecular function: protein binding. The record is from RefSeq and is a predicted model, not a curated record. The coding region runs from base 146 to 775 and encodes 209 amino acids. The transcript is spliced from 2 exons.